Saccoglossus kowalevskii is the source of this 546-nucleotide messenger RNA. Its product is annotated as nuclear nucleic acid-binding protein C1D-like. Gene Ontology annotation, molecular function: RNA binding; DNA binding. Gene Ontology annotation, biological process: regulation of gene expression; maturation of 5.8S rRNA. Gene Ontology annotation, cellular component: exosome (RNase complex); nucleolus. Lineage: Eukaryota; Metazoa; Hemichordata; Enteropneusta; Harrimaniidae. The record is from RefSeq and is a predicted model, not a curated record.
UACAAAUGGCUGCCAUGGCUGAUGAUGUUCCGUCCGAAAUGAGAACCGUUUUAGCUGACUAUGAUGAAGCUUUUAACAACGCAGACAAAGCUUUAAAGCCAUUGUUGGAAACACCACACAGUGAAAUCCAAGAAGUCGUGUGUGAUCCGUUAGACAAAGCCAAGAUUGAUCUUGUAGCUGCCUAUGCAAUGAACGCUAUGUUUUGGAUCUAUUUAACAAUGCAGGGAGUGAAUCCAAGAGAACAUCCAAUAAAGCAAGAAUUAGACAGAAUUCGUAAUUAUAUGAACAGAAUCAAAGAUAUUACUGACAAGAAAAAAGCUGCAAGACUUGAUAAAGGAGCGGCUGCCAGAUUCAUUAAACAUUCAUUAGCAGCUCCAGAUAAAGACCAAUCAAAGCCUAAAGAGGCAAAGCCAUCAGGUGUUAACAAGAGAAAACAUGAAGACAGGAGUAAAAGCAAGAAGAAAAAGAAGAUACAAUGAGAAUGAUGUUUUAGAGAUCUAAACCAAUUAUUUUAUUGUACUGAAAAAUACUUUGAAUAAUUAAAGU